Messenger RNA from Raphanus sativus (radish), 1945 nucleotides. RefSeq lists its product as uncharacterized. NCBI's taxonomy places the organism in Eukaryota, Viridiplantae, Streptophyta, Magnoliopsida, Brassicales, Brassicaceae. The transcript is spliced from 8 exons. Bases 1 to 1776 code for a protein of 591 amino acids. The record is from RefSeq and is a predicted model, not a curated record.
AUGGGAGGUAAAAGAAAGAAAGGUGGAAAGAAAGGAAAUAAGAAGUCAAAAACGGUAGAUAAAGAAGUUGAGUUUGUUUGUACUGUCAAACCACGUCAGCAAACAGAGCAAGAGCAGGAUGGUGACGAAUCAGAGCAUGAUGUGCAGGACCAACCACAAGAAGUGCAGGACCAACAGCAAGAUGUGCACGACCCAGAGCAUGAUGGUGAUCAUGAAAAGGAGCAAGAAAAGGAGCAUGAUCAGGAGCGACAACAAGAGCAGCAAGUUUCUAACGAACCUGAAGGUGAGAUAGAACAUACUCUGGAGCCUGAGGUUGGAAGCUGUCGUAAGAGAAAGCGUGGACCAACCAUGAUGAGAGACUUGGCCAAAGAUCCAAAUACCAGAGUUCAUGUGGAUUUCACUUUUAUGGGAGAAGCAUAUGGUCCUGGUUCAGUGAAGUUGUCUUCAUAUUUAGGUCCCUUGGUAAGGGAACACGUCCCUGUUACAUUAGAGACUUGGAAAAAAAUCACUGAAGAAGUGAAGACAGUGCUCUGGAAAUCAGUCCAGGCAAGGUUUGAAGUUGAUGAGGAGUACCAAAGAGUUGCAGUUCUGAAGCAGAUGGGAGCUUUAUGGAGGUCAUCCAAGUCACGACUAGUAACCCAAAUCAAUGAAGCUGAAAAUAACCAACAAAGGAUGAAUCUCAGACCCAAGAAUGUGCCUCCAGUUGAAUGGCGUAAAUUUGUGAAGCUAAAGACAAGCCAAGAAUUCAAGGUUCUGAGUGAUAGCUACAAGGAGAGGAGACGCAAACAGAUUCCUCACACUUGUAGUCGAAAGGGAAUGGUUCGACUAGCAGAAGAAAUGAAAAAUAGUUCUGAAGACCCAUCUGAAGUGUCAAGACUUAAAGUCUGGGUGAAGUCACGUACAAGAAAAGAUGGAACUCCUAUAAACACUAAUGCCGCUGAGAAGAUUCAAAAGGCUGCUGAGAUUGCUACCGGUGCUAAGCAGACUGGUAAAAACGAAGAUGAAGACACACUCAUCCAGGUUUUAGGACCUGAUAAUCCUGGUCGUAUGAGAGCAAUGGGGAGGAAUGUCAGUAAGACAAAAUUAGCUUGCUUCAAUGUCAACCACAAGUCUAUUUCUGAAAUGCAAGAGAAGCAAUUGCAUCUCCAGAAAAAGGUUAACGAGUUACAGUCUGAACUUGCAAUAGUUAAAAACCAGAGAGAAGACAAUGAGGUUGGGGAAAACUCGGCUGCUAGAAGUGUGAACAAGAUAUCCCAGAAGAGGUGUCUUUUGAUUGAUUGGGCUGAUGAAGAAGGGAACGUUGGUGAAGGCUGUAUCCUCUCUUCUGACCCAAAUGACAUAGUCAAUGACAGUCGCUUAGGCCCUUCGGAUCUUAAAGUCUUGGUUGAAGCUGCUACUGAACCAGAAGCAUUCCUCUGGCGACCUGCGAGUAACAUGUGCACAAUUAAGGAAGCAGUGGGUCAUAUUAUUGCAUGGCCGAAGAAUAAAUGUGUGGAACUAGGUCUGGGGCUUGAUCCAGAAGACAUUGCACCACUGGGCUCUAGAGCAACUUCUCUCAACAAAUGCAAACUACUGGAUUUGUCUGAUGAUGAUGUCGUUGUGGGUGAAGGGCGUUGGCAGACAAAAGAAGCAAAAGCAUUGGUCAAUGGACUUCCUCUCGGACCUAAAGCGGUAAAAGUUUUCCUGGAUGUUGUACAUGAGCAGGGAACAUAUUUAUGGAGGCUUACGAUGGAUCUUGCAUACCUCGAGGACUGCGUACACUCUUUUAUAUCAUAGCCUGUUCGGAAAGUUGUCUUUGACAAUCCACCAGAAGCAACAUCACAACAAUCUCCUACUCCAAAAACCGUCUCUUCAGUAGGAAGAGAAACAGGUAUCAAAAAUACAUCUGUUGGUUCCAAAUCUGUAGCAACAACAUCAACUCCUACUGAGGAGUCUCCACCAUCUG